GUUUCUCGACUGACAUCAAAGUUCGAUCUAGGUAUUCCAUCAAUCUCGACUAAUGAGGAGGCCUGGAGAAGGAACGACGCUCAAAAGAGUGCAUCAUAACCGACAUCAGCUGAAGCAAGUCAAGGGACUGUUCGUCAAACUCUCAAUUGCAGCCAUUUUACUCAUUUCUUCAGCCCUCUACUUCUUCUACUUCUACACCACUAGUUCAUCAUCAUCAGACUUCCCAUCUGAGGUUGAUGUGAAUAAACUUUGGGAUGCUGCUGAUUCUGGUGGUUGGAGACCAUCAUCUGUUCCAAGAUCUCACUGGCCUCCUCCUCCAAGUACGAGUAAUGGGUAUCUGCGCGUCCGUUGUAAUGGGGGUCUGAAUCAGCAAAGGACAGCGAUCUGUAAUGCGGUUCUUGCUGCACGAAUUAUGAAUGCCACCCUUGUGCUGCCCGAAUUGGAUGCAAAUUCCUAUUGGCACGAUGACAGCGGUUUCCAGGGUAUCUAUGAUGUUCAUCAUUUUAUCAAGUCGCUACAGUAUGAUGUUCGGAUUGUAGAAAGCAUUCCUGAAAUUAAGAAGAAUGGAAAGACAAAGAAGAUAAAAGCUUUUCAGCUUCGACCACCUAGAGAUGCGCCUAUCAGUUGGUAUACAACAGUUGCUUUGGAGAAAAUGAAGGAGCAUGGUGCAAUCUAUCUCACUCCCUUCUCCCAUAGACUGGCAGAAGAGAUCAACAACCCAGAAUACCAACGGUUAAGAUGCAGGGUCAACUAUCAUGCCCUCAUAUUUAAGCCACAUAUCAUGGAAUUAAGUCAUAAAAUAGUUGAUAAACUUCGUUCACAAGGUCAUUUCAUGUCAAUACAUCUUCGGUUUGAAAUGGAUAUGCUUUCUUUUGCAGGGUGCUUCGAUAUAUUUUCACCCGACGAGCAAAAGAUAUUGAAGAAGUAUCGGAAGGAAAACUUUGCUGAGAAGAAACUUAUUUAUAGUGAAAGGAGGGCUAUUGGAAAAUGCCCAUUAACUCCAGAAGAGGUGGGUCUGAUCUUACGCGCAAUGGGGUUUGACAAUUCCACUAGAAUAUACCUUGCAGCUGGUGAAUUAUUUGGUGGCGAGCGAUUCAUGAAGCCUUUCAGGUCCACGUUUCCACUGCUCGAGAAUCACAGCACCGUGGAUUCAUCUGAUGAGCUUAAAGAUCACACUCAGGGGUUACUGGGUUCUGCUGUUGAUUACAUGGUGUGUCUUCUAUCAGACAUUUUUAUGCCAACAUAUGACGGGCCGAGCAACUUUGCCAAUAACCUUCUGGGCCAUCGGCUCUACCAUGGUUUUCGCACAGCAAUUCGACCCGACAGGAAAGGCCUUGCUCCUAUCUUCAUCGACAGGGAAAAAGGCCGUACUGCUGGUUUUGAAGAGGCUGUUAGGCGUGUGAUGCUGCAAACGAACUUUGGUGGCCCUCACAAGCGAAUCUCACCCGAGUCUUUUUAUACAAAUUCUUGGUCCGAGUGCUUCUGUCAAACAUCAGCAUUGAAUCCUGCUGAUAGAUGUCCACCUGAUAAUAUAACAGAAAUGCUACAAAAUCGAAUGAAACACGAAGUGACCAGUAACUUGAAUGGCAAUGAACAGGAUAGUUGACCAAAUAUUACUGGAAAUCAUCAUCAUGGUUCCUCUUCUAGCAAGGUGAUGAGCCCAAAACUACUUGCAAAGGGAUCUUGUUACAAUCUACUUCAGCUUUGAGGUUGGUUCUUGUUCUUUAGCAUCAGUAUCUGGGAAUCAUGAGGUUUGAGGUCGGUUAUUAUUCUUUAGCAUUAGUAUCUGGGAAAUAUGCAACUACAGGAUCAAUGUCAAGAUGCCUGAAUCCCAAGUAAAAUCUGAAGUUCUUAUUCCGAAAUCCGAUGUUAGACCAGGAGUGAAGUUCCUAUCAAAGCAACAAAACCUUGCUGAACGAUCUACACGGCUAUUUUUGGUAGACGUAUAUUUUACAAAUGGGAUUUGGAUUUGGUUGGAUUCUUAGUACGAAUAGAUAUGUAUUAGAGUAUAAACACAAAUGUUCUUUAGAGUUAUAAACAGUGGUGUUUUUCUCA
Messenger RNA from Cynara cardunculus var. scolymus (artichoke), 2055 nucleotides. RefSeq names its product O-fucosyltransferase 1-like. The coding region runs from base 53 to 1606 and encodes 517 amino acids. The record is from RefSeq and is a predicted model, not a curated record. Gene Ontology annotation, cellular component: endosome; cytoplasm; trans-Golgi network. The transcript has 9 exons. Lineage: Eukaryota; Viridiplantae; Streptophyta; Magnoliopsida; Asterales; Asteraceae.